CGCCCAGCAUCGCGACCGAGGUACCAGUAUGGAAGACAGUCUUAUCGGGCCGCCCCCUAUGCACCUGUGUCUACCGGCCUAGCCGCGUCAGGCACCAAUGUUGGCUGGAUCGAUUUUGACAUAAUCCAGUCGCGGGCGGAUGAAUCCUAGACUGAUGAGCCUAUCCCUGAUAGAAUGGCUGCAAAGCCGGUUGGCGGCCGCGCGAGCGAUGGCGGCGGCCCCGGGCAGGCCAUGCACGGCGUCUACGACGCGACCGUCGACUACGAAGACAAGAAUGAUAAUGGAGAAAUUCAAGGGUACUAUGUACAUGUAUCCCGGCAUCAGCGAGUCACCAACCUCAGCACAACGUGGCAGUGGUUUAGUGUGGACGAGUACGACGACAAGUUCCAGCGUGACUCUGGAAUAAAACCUCCUCCUUCUCACUUCCCCGCUUGCUCGCCGCCGACUAUCAGCCCGCGCGAGAAAUGUGAACAAUGGCCGCGGAUAAGCGAGGAUGGGCCCACCGUCAACCGCUACAGUGCUGGGUUCGGCGCGUGCGAGAACGGCGAACUGUGGCAGGGCGCAGUGCACGGUAGAGAGAUUGGAAGAUUCUGAGGUUCAGUGCCCCCCUCAGCAAGGCCGUGGAUGGCGACAGCAAAACCGAAAAC
Molecule: messenger RNA, 647 nt
Organism: Prorocentrum cordatum
Lineage: Eukaryota; Dinophyceae; Prorocentrales; Prorocentraceae
Source: the annotation of a GenBank genome assembly